GUUAUGGCCAACUCGAACGAUCUCUAUGAUCUUGCCCGGCCAACGUUAGCAAAAAUAGUUAAUAUCGGUGGAUUGGGAAUGGAGACGAAGGAUGCGAAAGCACUUGAGCCGGAGUUCCAAAAAAUCGUGGAUGCUGCCGAAGGCAUUGUAGUGUUUUCUUUUGGAUCAGUCGCUGCUAGUCAUGAAAUGCCUAUGAGCUGGAAGCUAGCAUUCAUUGAGGCUUUCAGACGUUUCCCAAACUAUCACUUUAUUUGGAAGUAUGAGGGAAAAGAUUUACAAGAAAAAGUCCCACCAAAUGUACACCUGUUCAAGUGGCUUCCUCAAGCUGAUCUCUUGAAAAAUUCAAAAACUAAGGCAUUCAUAUCACAUGGAGGAUACAACAGUAUACAGGAAGCUAUCUCCACGGGUGUUCCCAUAUUAACUAUAGCACUAUUUGGAGAUCAGCCAAGGAAUGCAAAAUUAGCUGAAAGGCAACAUAUUUCUAUUAAUCUUCGUAAAAGCGACCUUAGCGCAGAUACUGUAACUGAAGCCUUGACUAGAAUUUUGAAUGAUCAAAGGUAUAAAUUUUUCUUUCCAACAACACUACAAGAAAAUUUCGAAUGCAUGCAGCUAUUCGGAAAAGAUGAGAUUGCUAUCACAAAUGGUUGCGAAGAAGCCGCUGAGUCCAUCUCAUUUAUUGGUAUCGUGGGCCGAAUUUACCGCGGAACUCUUGACAAUCUGGUGCCAGCUGGCAAUAGGCUCAACUUCUUUCAGUACCAUUCUUUGGAUGUUAUUGCAUUCCUUUCAAGCGUUAUUGCCGUACUGCUCUUUACCUCAUUUGUAACAAUGAAAUUCAUACUGCUUAGUGCGUUGUCUUUAUAUCGAGCUAAGAAGGAGAAGAAAAUUUGA
Strongylus vulgaris is the source of this 888-nucleotide messenger RNA. The record is from the annotation of a GenBank genome assembly. NCBI's taxonomy places the organism in Eukaryota, Metazoa, Nematoda, Chromadorea, Rhabditida, Strongylidae.